UCUUCGUUUAAGCUCCUUAGCGAAUCUUGUGAAAGCAUGGCAUUUUGUUCAAGGAGUAUGAUUAGCAGGAAAGAAAGAUGCAGUUAUUUUGGUAUUUUUUAUGUAAAAGUAGUGUGCUACAGUUGGUUAUAUGCAGUUAUUUUGGUAUUUUUUUAAUGUAAAAGUAAUGUGCUACAGUUGGUUAUCAUCAUGGUCCAUCAAGUACAUUUACUUCCCUUUGAUCUCAAUGAAACCAUGGAGAAACACCUGUUGAUUGUGCCUUACUCAAUAUGAAUGUUGGAAACAUUUAUAUACUGAACCAAAAUGUAGAACUUUGAUCAGGAUUUUGAUUGUUUAUCUCUUGACCUUAUCGUUCUGUUUUGGCAUUUCUUUAGAUCAGCCAGCAUCUUUUCUCUGACUAGAAUCAUUGUUUACAAAAUCUGUUGAUUUAAGAGGAUGAUUCUUAGACCAUUACCUUGAUUUGUGUAUCUCAAACUUCUCAAAAUUGAGGAAAAUUCAUUUUGAGAAAAUGGUUUCUGGCAUUGUGCCCACUUGCAAAUUGGAAAGUAAAAGCCAUUAACAGAAUUAUGGUUAGCUGUAUGAUGAACAAAAGUGUGGUGUGCCUCAAAAAAUAUCCUCCGAAGAUGCAAAAAAAAAUAGUUUUAACAAGUAUAUUUCUGAUGACUGAGUACAAGCUAAUCCGUGAUUUGUAAGGCUGCAGGAUUGGCAAUAGAAGAAUGGGCAAGAUGACAACUACUACUGCAAGAUAAAGACAGGGACUAAAAGGAGGAAGAGUAUACAAGAAUAAAGAAACUUAAUUCUUAAGAGACUAAGCCAAUCUUCUUUGAAUAUUGGAAUCCUCAUAUUAGGUUUAAGAACUUGAUGGUCUCCAAACCCAUGGAGAAAUGACUCAGCUCGCAAGAAAAGCUGUUUUGUAUUGACUAGGAUUUACUUCUGAUUCACCGCAGUCUCCAUUAAGACUGGGAUUGUAAUGGGGUGUUGCACACAAGUACAACUCAGACAAAUUAUGGUUCCAAAUGCAUUCUGCAACCUUCCCCAGUGUCAUCUUGUUGAAAGCCCAUACUUGCGGAAGCUUCAUGACUUGAUUAACAAUGAGGCCAAAGCAUUGGAUGGUAUCUAUCUCGUUCCAAAUGGAGUGCAUUCAAUCUUACAAAUUAAAGAGCAGCAGUUUGCCAUGCAUUGUGAUGCAAUGAAAGAAGAAUUUAAACUGCUUUCAGAACCAUUCAAAGUUUUUGAUUUUGAAUUUUGGAAAAGGCCAGAAAGCAAUAGAAAAACCGAGGUCUGCAUAAAAGCUACUAAUGAUGGUACAAUUCAUGCUAUUGUCUCAUGGUGGUUGCUUCAACUUGACAAUGAAGGAACAAUUUUUUAUUGUACUGGACCAAAAUGGAUUAGUGAUCAAUCCAAAUCAUUCUUCCCGGGUAUGGGAAAUUGGUGUGACCACUGGAAACAGUGCAUUUGGUUCCUACCAGAGAAAGGUAUGACUGUGUGCAAGCAUCAAGAGGUUUUUGUAGGUGCUAGACAUACGAAAACUAGUAUCUCAUACAGAGUUAAGACUUCAUUGGAGAAAGAAGAUGGGGGACAUUGCGACCCUUCUCCAGGAGAUAAUCAGAUCUUUCUAACACCGGAGCAAAUUGCGAUAUAUGGAGAUUGUAAUUGGCGAUUGUCAAUGUUUAAUGUGAUUAAGAAUGCUUUGAAGCAGAAAGUUUCUCCCAUGUGCAUUGUUGUGGAUGACAGUCUUUUCCUGCCGAUUGCUAUUGCCAGUCUUUCUAAAUCAGCACAUGUUAUAGCCUUGUUCCCUGGACUGCGAGAGAAGGGGACCCACUAUUUGCAAGCCGUUGCUUCUUCAAAUUUUUACUCAAUGGAUCGUUUAGAAGUUCUGAGGACAAGGAACCAGCAAUUGACAAUGGAAAAUACGCAUCAAACAAAGGUUGGCCUUUUUGUUGGAGAACCUUUCUAUUAUGGAAAUGAGAAUGUGCUUCCUUGGCGAAACUUGCGAUUUUGGAAGGAGCGAACAAUGCAUGAUUCUGUCCUAUCAAAAGACGUGCUGAUAGUGCCUUGUAAGGGUAUAUUGAGGGCUUGUGCAAUGUCUCUUCCUGAUUUUUGGAGAAGUCGCCGAUGCCUGCAAGAGAUUGAAGGCUUUGAUCAUUCAGUUGCCAAUUCUACUUUAGGGGCAUGUGGAGACUUACCCGCAGAUGAAGAAGGUCCUUGUCUACCCUUUCCUAUAUGGCAGUGUGGCGAAAGCAAGAGACUCAGUGAUACGGUCUCUAUCAUGGAAUUUGAUUUCUUGAAACCAAUCAGUUCAUGCGCUGGGACAGCUCAGGUUGAAUUUACAGAAUCUGGGAUUUGUCAUGGAUUUGUACUUUGGAUUGAUUGGAUGAUGGAUUCAUCCACUGAGUUGUCAACCGGACCAGAUAAAGGAUAUUGGAAGCAAGCAGUGAAACUUCUGAAUAAGCCUGUAGCUGUUGGAAGCCACGGAUUGACUCUUGCUGAUUGUUUCUCUACAGAAAUCAAAGCAUCAUUUGAUCCGUCAAGUGGUGACCUCAAUAUUAAGUAUGUAUUUUUCUAAUUCAGGAACUGGCAAUCUGUUACUGUCCAUGCCUUUUUAUCCUCAUGAUUUCCUUGAUGUAACUGCGAGGUGAGAAAGAUUGAACUUUCAUUGAUUAGGACAUUCCUUUACCAUUUUUUUUCCCCUCUCAAAUAAAUGAGUGUAUAAGUUCACUGC
Coffea arabica (coffee) is the source of this 2722-nucleotide messenger RNA. The record is from RefSeq and is a predicted model, not a curated record. Lineage: Eukaryota; Viridiplantae; Streptophyta; Magnoliopsida; Gentianales; Rubiaceae.